UCCGCGAACUUCGACACUGUGAGGAAAGAGGAAAUGCUAACUCAGUUAGUUUUAAGCAACGAUAAUACUCGUUUAGAAUAUCUUAUACGUUGACUGAAAAAAAAUUUAAAAUAUCUUGUCUAUUCAACCUUGUCGAUUCGUUGAAAACUUUACACAGAUUUCAAGAAUUUUUUGCUGUGAAUAAAAGCUGAAGAACAAGAUGUCGAAAACUUUUACAGCGGAAGAAGUAGCGAAACACAAUCAUGCUAAAGAUCUAUGGAUCGUGUAUGAAAAAGGUGUGUACGAUGUUACAAAGUUUCUAAGCGAACAUCCAGGCGGGGAGGAAGUGUUGCUGAAUCUAGCUGGACAAGACGCGACACAAUGUUUCAACGACAUUGGACACUCGGGCGAGGCUAUACAGCUUCGUGAAACCUACAAAAUAGGAACGGUUGUCGGCUCUGUUUCUGCAACAUCAUUUAGUGAGUUAAAAGUGCAAGACACGACGAUAGAUGACGAUAAUUGGGAAUAUCAGCCACCGAAAUACGAAACGUCACCAUGGCUUAAAGUGAUUAUCGCAAUUGCUGUCGUCAUUUACGCCUAUAUAUUUUACUAUUUUUGGUAUUCAUAAGGAGGAUAAAAUCAGAAGGAGAUUGAGAUUGUUAUAAAUAAAAAUACUUGUAUUUUUCAA
Messenger RNA from Apis laboriosa (Himalayan honeybee), 667 nucleotides. RefSeq names its product cytochrome b5-like. Gene Ontology annotation, molecular function: heme binding. Lineage: Eukaryota; Metazoa; Arthropoda; Insecta; Hymenoptera; Apidae. The record is from RefSeq and is a predicted model, not a curated record. Bases 200 to 607 code for a protein of 135 amino acids. The transcript is spliced from 3 exons. Gene Ontology annotation, cellular component: intracellular membrane-bounded organelle; membrane.